CCCAGCUACUUCAUGGUCAUUGCUGCUGUUGUUCCACUAAAGCUGGUGGGGAGGUUGUAGGCUGCAGCACCCAUACAUCCAGCUGGAAUACUACAUAACAUUCAUAUUUGUGGAUGAAGAUGCACUGGGACUGGACAUUGUGACACAAGUAUGUCUAUUUUAACUGCUGUACACAGAAAUUUAAACCUGACAAUCUCCAUAAGAACUCACUUUAGAUUAAAAAACAUGGACAGAAAGCAGCAUGAGCAGUCUGUUUAACACUUAAGUGUGAGGACAGGGUGACACCUACUGGUCAUCAUCCAUUGUUGCAGGCAGAUAGGUUUGAUGAAAAUUGUUUCAGAGUAUUAUUAAAUUACAUAUUGAGGAUGACAGAGGGCUUUCUCUGCAGUUCAUCAUCUAUGGCAGCUACUACGCUCUCAUCUCAACAGCACAAUAAAGCUGUAUUUAUUGCUGAUUAAUGAAGUCCUGAGAUUUGUCUGAUCGCUUGUGUCACUUAUGACACGAGAAUCUCAGCUUGAGCUGGACUGCUCUUUGACCGGGUUGUUGAUUGACAAACCAAGCUCAACACUUAGACAGCAUAGACGGUUUCCCACCAUUAAGGAAAGGUAGUACACCAGCAAACACACACACACACACACACACACCUGAAAGAGAUAGAAGAGGAGAAAAACAUGGAGGCAGGAGAGGUGGCAUGGAGGAGGUGGAGGGCAGACUGGAAAUAUCCUACUACUCUGCUGUGCAUAUAUGGAUUCUUCAGCACAGUUAAACCCCUGGAGCCUUUUCUCAUCCCAUAUAUGACAGGACCGGACAAGAAUCUGACAACAGAACAGGUAACCAAUCGCAUUUUCCCAGUGUGGACAUACUCUUACAUUUGUGUGCUGGUGCCGGUGUUCCUCCUGACUGACUGGCUGCGUUACAAGCCGGUGGUGGUGUUCCAGUGUGUCAACCUUUUCGUCACCACAGCCUUGUUACUGUGGUUGAAAAGUGUACCAGCCAUGCAGGUCAUGCAGUUCUUCUACGGAGUGGUGACAGCCAGUGAAGUGGCCUAUUUCUCCUACAUCUACAGUGUGGUAGAUUUGAAGAGGUACCGGAAGGCCACCUCUUACAGCCGCAGUGUGCAACUCCUGGGGAACACGGUGGGCUCUGUGCUGGGCCAGCUGCUCGUCAGUUUCAACCUUAUGUCCUACAACAACAUCUUAGUAUUUACUCUGGUUCUUACUUCAAUUGCUCUUCUUACUUCCUGCCUCCUGCCAAUGCCACAGCAGAGCAUGUACUUUCAUCGCAAACACACUGGACAAAAAACAGUGACAGAGUUUCCACAGAGGCAUGAAGAUGGGACUGGGGAUGCAACAGAGCACCCAAGUGGAUCAACAUUAUCCUUCAACGGAGAUGAAAAUGUGGAAAGAAGAGGAGAAACAGAGGAUGAGGCAGAAAAGGGACAGGAUGAAAAAGAUCCUCAAGUUGUGAACUCUGAGGAGUUGGUCGGUGCAGAGACCUGUGGCAAAGUCCUCCUCCAGCUGUGGGGGGAUUUCCGCCAAUGCUAUACCUCCAGAGAGCUACUCUACUGGUCAGUGUGGUGGGCGAUGGCCACCUGUGGCUAUAACCAGGUUAUCAACUAUGUGCAGGUGUUGUGGGAGCAUGUGCAGCCUUCUCAGAACUUCACUGUCUACAACGGAGGUGUGGAGGCAGCAUCCAAUUUGUUUGGUGCAGCAGCAGCCUACAGUAUAGGCUUCACUGAGGUGAGAUGGGAACAGUGGGGAGAGCUGGCUCUGGGUGGUUUCUCUGGACUCGGGGCAGUAGGACUCUUCCUCAUGACCUUCAUGGGCAACAUCUGGGUCUGCUACAUUGGUUACAUCAUUUUCAAGUUCCUGUACAUGCUGCUGAUAACAAUAGCCAUGUACCAGAUUGCAGCUGACCUGACAAUGGAAAGAUAUGCUCUGGUGUUUGGAGCAAACAACUUUGGAGCUUUGGUUCUACAGACGAUCAUCACUUCUGUUGUGGUUGACGGCAAAGGACUGGGCCUGGACAUCAAGACUCAGUUCACCAUAUAUUCCAGCUACUUCAUGGUCAUUGCUGUUGUUUUUUCACUCCGGGGAAUGUUCAUAAUUUGGAGAGCACAAAGAAGCAGCAAAGACUUUAGCCCUUCAGUCAAAAAUGAACCUCCAGACUGUGAAUAAACUUCUGACUUCUGAAUAAAAGGCCGAAAAUCACUUGCGCUUUGGUUCCCUCUUUUUAAAAAAAAAAGAAAAAAAAAGAAAAAAAAAAGCGUCAAAUUACUGA
Larimichthys crocea (large yellow croaker) is the source of this 2280-nucleotide messenger RNA. It is a transcript of the gene slc19a3a, whose product is annotated as solute carrier family 19 member 3a. NCBI's taxonomy places the organism in Eukaryota, Metazoa, Chordata, Actinopteri, Sciaenidae. Gene Ontology annotation, cellular component: plasma membrane. The transcript has 7 exons. Gene Ontology annotation, molecular function: vitamin transmembrane transporter activity. The record is from RefSeq and is a predicted model, not a curated record. Gene Ontology annotation, biological process: vitamin transport; transmembrane transport. Bases 672 to 2177 code for a protein of 501 amino acids.